AUGAGUGAAGAAUUAUGUGAGAACACAGGGAUCACAGAAUACUCUGGCAGUGACCCAGAAGACUGUGACUUCGUUGAAGCUGAUAUUGGUGAUGUCAGUGAUACUGGUGAAGACUGUUUCUAUAAUGGGGAUGAACCUAGUACUGCCGAAAUCACUGAAGUCCCCUCGCUCUUGGAGACAGAAGCCAGCCCAACACCAGAAGCAAAUAGCAGUAAGGGGGACCAAGGAAAAAGCAAACAAACAAACAGCAAUACUAACAAUAAUGUAAAUAAAGGUCAGAAAAAACAGAAUCAGGGACAGCAAAAAAAUAGUCAUCACAGCAGUAUCAGCAACAGCAACAGUAAUAGUGGCAGUGACAGUGGCAUUGUCAGUGGAAAACAAAAUCAGGGCAAAAUUCAAAAUCACAGCACACACAACAGUAAUAGUGGUGAUAGUAGUAACAGUAAUUUGAAGAAUAAUAGUAAUAUUUUUAGCCAAUACAAGAACAUUAGUAGUACCAGCAGCAACAACCAUAACAAUUCAAAUAAUGGCAAUAAAAAUAACAGUAAUAGUCACAAUAAUGGCAACAGCGGCAACAGCAAUAAUAAUGGUGGCAGCAGCGGCAGUAACAACACAAAUGGCAACAAUAAUAAUAACAAAAAUGAAAAGAAUGAGCCACCAAAUAUCCUGAAGUUAGCCAAGGGCAUCAUAGGUCAGAGGAAGAAGGACCGCAAGAGUGCCCCAGACACUGUUAACUCCUUUGUUCUAAGAAUGCACUACUGCCUGGGUGUGUGUGUGUUCCUUCUCGCUUACAAUAUUGUGCAAGGUAACUGGUUCUUGAGAGAGACAAUACACUGCGUUGAAGCAUUUAAUGGAGAAACUUUGGUUUCAACCCAGAAGAAAAACAUUUGUCUGUCUUAUCCGUACACAUGUGAGCCUCCUGUACCAACAAGAUAUGGGAGCAAUGAGUGUCAGCGCAGAUACCAACUGUUCUACCGUUGGAUCCAUUUCAUUUUUUUGAUCCUUUCUGCGUUAUACUACACCCCUCGCAUCUUGGCAAAGGGCAAGGACCACCAGCUCCGGAAACUACUCACAGACCUUUCAGCUCGUGAUGAAAAUUAUGAUAAAGCAUCGCUACAGGAAGGCACCAGACUUGCUUUGCUAUACUUCAAGAAUCACAGCUUUGUUCACACCCCUUUGUAUGCCAGGAUGGUUUUCUGUCACGCAUAUGCUCUGGUGAUUGACAUGGCAACUCUUUUCUUCUUCGAUUUCAUGCUACAUAAUGGCUUCUAUGGGCUAGUGUACACAACCUACCCAUGGAACAGGAACCCAAGCAAUUUCAAUGAUAGCAUGUCUCAGCAUUUCCCUCCAUAUGCGUUCUGCACCAUUGACAAAUACAACCUAAUCAACAAUGCAAGAGUGGAAAAUUAUGGAUGUCAUCUAAUGCUGAUGGAAUUGUACGAAAAAGUCUUCAUUGUGAUCUGGUUCCUGCUUGUAGUUCUCAUUGCAGUGACAAUGCUCUCUCUUUUGGUCCUCCUGUUCCUGUGCCUACCACCCUUCAAUCGCCUCCUCUUGCACACCUGUAUCACCUCCUCCUAUAUCCGGGAAGUGAAGAAGGAGGUCUUGAAGAUUUCAAGUGUAGGGGAUCUCUUUGCCCUUAGCCUUAUGAAGCGGCACAUGAAUGAAAGACAGUAUCUCAAAUUCCUUGAAUGCUUAGUACAAGCCUCUGAAAACCAUCUGAAAGAAGUCUUGGUGGAGAGUCAACACACAGAUGCAAACAUAUGCUGAAGUCAAUGUUGAUACUUGUCUUUGUUAGAAAAAAUAUUUAAUUAGAGAGAAUCUUGGUGGAGAGUCAACAUACAGAUGCAAACAUAUGCUGAAGUCAAUGUUGAUACUUGUCUUUGUUAGAAAAAAUAUUUAAUUAGAGAGAAACAUUUUGAGAAGUUAUUUCAUUUUAGUGUUUAAUUCUGCGUGUUUCUUUCUAUUUUUCUUUCAAAAUAACACUUUAUUUUGUUUGUGUUAGACAUGAGAAGACUCAAUGAGAGGUGCAAAGUUUAAUUUAUGAUAUGGUAUACAGCUGUUACAAUUAUCUAAGUUCUUGAAACAGAACUUUUGAAUACCAGUGAUAUAAAGCAUGAAUGAUUUAAAAUUUAACUCACUCUCUUUGUUUUGCUUAUUGUUUUUCAUAUUUUUCAAAAGAUAGAAGUUGAUUUUUCCUGUUUUGAACAUAAAAAGCAAGUAUGCUGGACAUGCCUUACAAGAGCAAACUACCAGGUACCAAGUGCAUAUUAUGUUGAAACAUUUUAUAAACAAAUAAACAUGAAUAUGAAACAGGAGAAAGGAAAACCUAAGGCUAGCUACAAACUGAUUUUAAGUACACAUUCUUUGUUACUAAUGCUUUUUGAGUUUAUUAGGUUGAAUUACUAAUGAACAAGUGACCUCACAUAUCAGAUUGAGCAGAAAUUUCAGUCCUAGUUUAGCAGUUUUUGUACCACCGUAGGUAAAAAAGUUUUUGCAUUUUGUCUUUUUUUUUUUUUUUUUUUACUUUUUUUUAAAUUUCCAAUUAUAUUAUUGAGAUGGAUGUUGGUGUAAUUACAAUUUAUUUUGUAAUAGAU
Molecule: messenger RNA, 2594 nt
Organism: Penaeus vannamei (Pacific white shrimp)
Lineage: Eukaryota; Metazoa; Arthropoda; Malacostraca; Decapoda; Penaeidae
Source: RefSeq, a predicted model, not a curated record